Protopolystoma xenopodis is the source of this 249-nucleotide messenger RNA. The record is from the annotation of a GenBank genome assembly. Lineage: Eukaryota; Metazoa; Platyhelminthes; Monogenea; Polystomatidea; Polystomatidae.
AUGGUCUGCGAUACCCGUCUUCCAACCGAUGACGAUGUCCAACUGGCCGAAUUCGCAGCACUUCACUCGGCCUGGGCCUCGUCCGUGGGCCUGGUUGGCCUUAAUAAAGGCGAUUCUUCUGAGCCAUUUGCAGUCGCGGCGGCCAGCCGUGGUCCUCCGGCUUAUCUUUUCGCCACGGCCAGCCGGACCUCAGGCCUACGAUUUUGGCGUGGCCAGGCUACUCUACGUCCAUCCUCCCUCGACUUUUGA